This is a messenger RNA of Cuscuta epithymum, 1861 nucleotides long. NCBI's taxonomy places the organism in Eukaryota, Viridiplantae, Streptophyta, Magnoliopsida, Solanales, Convolvulaceae. The record is from the annotation of a GenBank genome assembly.
GCAAAACUUCAAUGGCCAAUACUACCCAAACAAUAGUUGCUUUAACAACAUAGCUAUAAGUAUGGGUGUAACCGAAUCAUGAAAGCUGUGUAACCGUGUGCCACAAAAUAGGACUUUAGACAAUCAACUGAACCAUGGGCAAAACUUUUGGUUUGAUAAACCCAUUUUCAGCCAAUAGUAUUUGUUCCGGAUAGACGUGGAACAAGAUCCCAAGUAUUAUUUGUGCAAAGGGCAACCAUCUCUCGAAGCACGGCAGCAACUCGUCCCACAUAAUUAGGUACAACCAUCUCUCGAACCAUUUGUGUCGUGUUUGAGCAAUAAGACCACAUAUGAGACAUGUAAAUUCGCACAUAGGAGAAGGUCAAGGUUUGAAGAUGUCAGUCCCAGAACGAGUCCGGGGUAGUCCGGUUGCAGCAGUCCGACAGCCUGUCGCAGCACCUACUACUAAGCUUCAACCCGUACAAGGAUGUUUUUGUCCAAUCACAAAUUAUGACUUCUAUUUAGGGAAUUUAAACAUUUUUUAAACUUUAAGUAUGUUUUAUCCCUGUACUGAGAAUCCUCUCUGUUUUCUCUCCGUGAACUGAAAUAAAGGUAGUGAACAAAAAUAUGAAUUUUUGAACUGUAGUGACUUGUACUGACUAUGACAGAUGACAGUAACUAUAGUGAUAGUGAUUAUGAUUAUAGUAAUACUUUUAUUGAUAUCAUUUCUAUUAUCUACCAUUAUAUCAAUAUCAUAAUCAUACAAGACCUUUGAAAGUACAGCAAUCCACGAGUGCGACUUUGCUCGACAAAAACUCAAAUUGGUCAACCCAUCUCAAGUGUUGUAUCGUUCUACUCAUCUCGCGGCCCUUAUACUUUAGCGCCGGACAUCCUUAAGCCUGAUAUAGCAGCUCCCGGAACAAACAUACUAGCAGCAUAUAUUUCUCCAAGUCCCACCAUAAGUGCAUACCAUUUUCUCAGCGGGACAUCAAUGGCUACUCCACAUGUGGCUGCAAUAGUUGCCCUUCUCAAAGAAGCUCACCCGGAUUGGUCUCCAACUGCCAUCAAAUCCGCCAUUGUUACUACAGGAUGGACAACUGACCCUUUUUCUGGAGAACCAAUAUUCAGUGAAGGAGUUACAGAUACUAAAUUAGCAGAUCCAUUUGACUAUGGGGGAGGACUCAUAAAUCCCAAUGCAGCUAAAAACCCUGGCCUUGUCUAUGACAUGGGAACAACUGAUUAUCUCCACUGCCUAUGUGCCAUGGGAUACAACAGCACUGCCAUUAGUCAACUUUCCGGUCAACCCAUCAAUUGCCCUGAAGGGUUUUCCAUUCUGGACGUGAACUUCCCUUCUAUAACCAUUCACAACCUUAAAGGCUCAGUCACCCUAACCAGAAUGGUGACAAACGUUGGGCCUAUAAACUCUAUAUACAAACUUAUAGUAGAACCUCCAAGGGGAAUCAGUGUUUCAGUAAAGCCAAAUGCACUGAUUUUCACUCCAGAUGUUAAGAACGUCUCUUUUACUGUGAGGAUUUCCACGAGCUAUAGGUAUAACACUGGAUAUUACUUUGGGAGCUUGACAUGGAAUGAUAGCCUCCAUAAUGUGCGAAUUCCUUUAUCUGUCAAGACUGUAAUCAGUAGUAGUAUAUGACUUGAAACUUGAGGUUCUUGCAGCCUUAUUAUCUACUUGAGCUACUAUCAAGAACUCGUAUACCUUCAAAAGUAUUUUCCAUCUAAUUAAAGUUAAUAUAUAUACAAAGCAGUAUAUAAUUCGGAUUGAUAAUACAAAAACAGAAAAGCAAUCCAAUAUACUAUCAGCCAAGCUCAUAGCCUUGUGCCACCACCUGAAUCCAUGGUAGCAUCCACAUUCACAGAUUCACUU